Messenger RNA from Cynocephalus volans (Philippine flying lemur), 2274 nucleotides. Its product is annotated as zinc finger protein 627-like. The coding region runs from base 1 to 1344 and encodes 447 amino acids. The record is from RefSeq and is a predicted model, not a curated record. Gene Ontology annotation, biological process: regulation of DNA-templated transcription. The transcript has 3 exons. Lineage: Eukaryota; Metazoa; Chordata; Mammalia; Dermoptera; Cynocephalidae.
AUGUUUCAGGACUCAGUUGCCUUUGAGGAUGUGGCUGUGAACUUCACGUUGGAGGAGUGGGCUUUGCUGGAUCCUUCCCAGAAAAAUCUCUACAGAGAUGUGAUGUUGGAAACACUAGGGAACCUGGCUUGUAUAGAGAAAGAAUGGGAUGACCAAAACAUUGAAGAUCAAUACAAAAAUCCCACAAGAAAUCUAAGAAGUCAUAUAGUAGAGAGAGACUAUGAAAGUAAAGAGGUUAGUCAAUAUGGACAGAACUUCAGCCAGAUUCUGGAUUGCAUUCUGAAGAUGAAAACUGCUCUUGGAGUAAAGCCACACGUAAGCAGUGUAUGUGGAGAAGUCUUCACUUGUCGUUCAUCCCUUAAUAAACACAUCAGAGCUUAUACUGGACAGAAACCACGUAAGUAUCAGGAAUAUAAAGAGAAGACAUAUAAAUGUAAGCAAUAUGCAAAAGCCUUCAGUUAUCACCACUCCUUUAGAAUACGUGAAAGGACUCAAACUAGAGAGAAACCCUUUGAUUGUAAGAAAUGUGGAAAAACCUUCAUUUCUCUCAUACAUGUUCAAAGACACAUGAUAACGCACGGUAAAGAUGGAUCACAAAAACGUAAGAUUUAUGGAAGAGGCUUUGGCUAUCCUAGUUUAUUUUGUAUAUAUGAUCAACCUUAUAAUAGACAGAAACAUCAUGAAUGUAAGCAAUGUGGGAAGGUGUUCAGUCGUUCUAAUUACAUUCAAAUACAUGAAAGGACGCACACUGGAGAGAAACCCUAUGAAUGUAAGCAAUGUGGUAAAGCCUUUAGUGAUUCCUCUUCCUUUCGAAAACAUAAAAGAACUCACACUGGAGAGAAACCCUAUGAAUGUAAACAAUGUGGGAAAACCUUCAGUUGUUCUAGUUCCUUUCGGAGACAUGAAAGAACUCAUACUGGAGAGAAACCCUAUGAAUGUAAACAAUGUGGAAAAGCCUUUAGUCAUUCCAGUACCUGUCGAAGACAUGAAAGAACUCACACUGGAGAGAAACCCUAUAAAUGUAAACAAUGUGGUAAAACCUUCAGUCGUUCAAUUUCCCUUAGAAUGCACGAAAGAACUCACACUGGAGAGAAACCCUAUGAAUGUAAACAAUGUGGUAAGGCCUUUAGUCAUUCCAGUGCCUGUCGAUAUCAUGAAAGAACACAUACUGGAGAGAAAUGUAAACAAUGUCAUAAGGCCUUUAGUAGGUCCAGUUCCAUUAGGAUGCAUGAAAGAAUUCACACUGGAGAGAAACCCUAUGAAUGUAAGAAAUGUGGGAAAACCUUCAUUUCUCUUCAGUCUGUUUGGAAACAUAUGAAAAUGCACACUGGUAAAGGAACUUAAAAAUGUAAGGGUUGUGAGAAAGUCUCUGAUUCUCUCCAGUUCACUUUAAGUUCAUUUCAGUUCAUUUCAGACACAUUUGUAGAGAAACCCUAUGAAUGUAAACAAUGUGGAAAAGCCUUCACUUGCUCCAAUUUUUUUUCAAAAACAUGGAAGAACACAUACUGAAGCAAAACCUAUUUAAUGUAAGGAAUGUGAGCAAGCAUUCAAUUUUAUCAGUAACACUGGAAAACAUGAAAGGACUGCCAAUGGGGAAAAACCUUAUAAAUGUAAAAAAUGUGGUAGAGCUUUCAGUAGUCCAGUUAUAUUUGAAAACAUGAGGGAAUUCACACUAGAAGAAACACAUACAUUGAAUGCAAGGAAGGGGGGAAAGCCUUUAUCUCAUAAAGUUUAGAAGGCACAUGAUAAGGCAUAAUUGAAAUGAACCUUAUCAUUGUCAGGAAUGUGGGAAAGUCUUUGAUUUUUCCUCUUCAUUUUGAAGAGAUGAAAGAACUCAGACUAGAGAGAAACUCUAUGAGGGUAAAAAAUGUGGUAAAGCCUUCAGUUCUUUCAGUUGCAAUGGAAUGCUAUUCAGCUAUAAAAACAAACGAUAUCCUGUCAAUUGCAGCAACAUGAAUGGAACUAAACCAUUAUGUUAAAUGAAGUAAGUCAGGUACAGAAAGAUAAAUACCACAUGAACUCAAUCGUGGAAUCUUAGAAAAAAGUUAAAAAGUGGUUGUCAUAGAGGUAAAGAGUAGAAUAAUGGUUACCAGCAGGCUGGAGGGGAAGGGGGUGGAGGAGAAAGGAGAAGUGGUGGACUAAUGGUAUAAAACUACGUUAUCCACCGUACAUAAGUCACUGUGAAGUACAUGCAUGUAUUGAAACAACACACUGUACCCCACCAAUAUGAACAAGUGAAUGUUAAAAAGAUCUCUUUAAAUAAAAUUUUUUUUA